This is a messenger RNA of Brassica rapa (field mustard), 945 nucleotides long. RefSeq lists its product as uncharacterized. The record is from RefSeq and is a predicted model, not a curated record. Lineage: Eukaryota; Viridiplantae; Streptophyta; Magnoliopsida; Brassicales; Brassicaceae.
UCUUUUUGUCCAUACAGGACUUUUUAGUUUUCUGAAUAUAGAAGACAAUAAAACUGAAACUUUGUUUUUUUUUUGACUGAUAAAAUUGAAACUUUGUUUCAAUGGAGUUUCUGUCUUUUCUUGUCUAAUCUUUUGUUUCUCCUUUUGUCUUUUACCUCUUAGCACAAUCUUUGUUUGUUUCUUCCAUCAACCACAUAAACAAAAAGAACCUCAUCUCUAAACAAGUGUUUAUCCAAAGAUGAAAAAAUGUUGAAGCUUGUGGACAUGGAAAAGAAACUGAUAAUGCUACUGUUGCUUCUGCAACUUCUGUCCUUAAACUCUCUGUCUCUAGGACAGUCCUCAUCCAUACCAACAGCAAACAUCACUGUAAUGGGUCUUGUUUAUUGCGACGUCUGCUUUAACAACAGUUUCUCCAAACACAGCUACUUCAUGCCCGGUGUUGAAGUGAGUAUAAUCUGCAGAUUUAAGGCAGCUUCUUCAAGAACUAGAGAGAUGCUAACGUUCUCUGCAAACCGAACUACGGACGAGCUUGGACUCUACAAGCUAGACAUAACAUCUGUGGAAGGCGUUUCUUGCGCAGCAGAAGACGACAAAGAUUCUCUAAUGGCUUCUUGUCAGGCAAGCUUGAUCAGUAGCUCCUCGGAGUCCUGCAACGUUCCUGGCUACAAAACUACAACGGAUCAGGUCGUGUUUGACUCCAAGAUGUCUAAUCUUUGUGUCUAUGGAUUUACCGCUUUGAAUUUCAGACCGUUUGAGAAGAAUAUUGACUUGUGUGGCAAGUAAUGGAAUUUCUAUCAUUGUUUUGCUUCUACAAGAACUCUGUUGUCUUCUUGUUCUCUGUUCUUUAUCUUUAGACUUUGUUUAUACAUUUUAUUUAUAUAUAGUGUUCGUUUGUACUAUAAACUCAACAUUCCAGAAACAAAUCAAGUAAUGAUAUAAAUUAAA